AAUAAUAUUUCCAACAAGUAACUAGUAACAACUCAAAUCUAAAAAAUGCGCGCCUUCAUUGUCCUGUGCUUAGUGGCUGCAGCCUCCGCUGAUAAGUUGGGCUACAACUAUCGCCCAGUGGGUCACUCCGACUCCGGACUCUCAUUUGCACCAGGUGGCUCCUCAGGACUCGGUGGUCUUGGUGGAUUGGGUGGCUCUGGAGGACUGGGUGGAUUAGGUAGCGAUGGUAGCCUUGGUGGAUUAGGCGGCGGUCUCGGUGGGCUCGGUGGUUCAAGUGGUGGUUUGGGUGGUCUUGGUGGACUCGGUGGUUCAAGCGGCGGUUUGGGUGGUCUUGGCGGUUCAGGUGAUAUCGGUAACUCCGGCAGCGUAGGACCAUCAUACUCAGCUCCCGCAGGUCCCGCUGAAUUCAAUAAGGAAUUCUUCUCCUACACCGCUCCCGAUGGCGAAUUCGAUGAUGCUGAUGCCGGUCAAGAUGUUGCCAACUUACUGAAAAAGAACCUCCGUGUUGUUUUCAUUAAGGGACCUGAAAACCGUGGACUCGAAAACGCUGCCCUUCAAUUGGCUAAACAUGCUGCUGAAGACCAAACCGCCAUCUAUGUUUUGCAGAAACAAAGCGAUAUCGGAGAUUUGGCCAAGAAACUCAACUCUAUCAACAGCCAAAGCGCACACAAACCCGAAGUACACUUCGUCAAAUACCGCACACCUGAGGAUGCUGCCAACGCUCAACGUGCUAUCCAAUCGCAAUACGACCAAUUGGGCGGUAACUCCCAAGCUCAUGAUGGUGGUGUUGCCCCAGUGCACAACUUUGCUUCCCAAGCUCCAGUUCAAGCACCCGAAGUGCAUGCUCCCCGCAACUCCUACUUGCCCUCUUCCAUCAUCCGUGUUUAAGUAGAAACGUCAUAAAACCAAAUCACAUUUGUUAUCUAUUUUGUCUAAUUGAAAGAACUGAUUUGUUAAGUUUGUUUUACGAAACGUUUGAACCAAGUUACGAAUAUGGACUACGCUUAUUAUUGUUAUUGUUGCUAAAUUUAAAUAUAUAUAAAAUUACG
Molecule: messenger RNA, 1049 nt
Organism: Bactrocera dorsalis (oriental fruit fly)
Lineage: Eukaryota; Metazoa; Arthropoda; Insecta; Diptera; Tephritidae
Product: glycine, alanine and asparagine-rich protein-like
Exons: 2
Coding region: 46-888 (280 amino acids)
Source: RefSeq, a predicted model, not a curated record